Periophthalmus magnuspinnatus is the source of this 4819-nucleotide messenger RNA. Its product is annotated as collagen alpha-1(XI) chain-like. Lineage: Eukaryota; Metazoa; Chordata; Actinopteri; Gobiiformes; Gobiidae. The record is from RefSeq and is a predicted model, not a curated record.
GUGUCCUGUCCUCGCGCUGAGUGACAGCCCACGAGUGAAGACUUCUCGUGUUGCCCCGCUGGACUUGGAGGGGCUGUACGUGACGCUGCGGAGGGGGCGACACUUGUGCUCCAGGACAGAGCAGAGGAGACACGGGAGUAGCGGGAGUGACGGCGUCCAUCCGUCAAGCAGCUGGAGGAACCCCACUACCCGGCCCUUAUGGCUGCUUGAGACGCAGCGACAGACCCCCCCUUCCCCCUUUCUUCUCUUUCUCUGGGACUUUUGGUUUUUACUUUGUCGUCCACAGAGCGCGUUGAGUCUAAAAGUUUCUUCAGGUUGAAAGUGAAUCCACUUGCCGUGGACGUCUCUGGCGGUCAUGGAUACCCAUAUAAGGUGGAAAGUUAAACGGAGGAUAAGGGACGCUCAGCUCACUUUAGCGGUGAUUCUGCUUUUUGUCACAUCGCAAGCAUUUUCAGUGGAACCAGUAGACCUCUUGAAGAUUUUAGAUUUUCACAAUUUACCGGAGGGUGUUACGAAAACAACAGGAUUUUGCACACAUCGGCGGUCAACACAAGGAUCUGAUGAAGCCUACCGAGUAUCCAAGGAUGCCCAGCUCUCUGCGCCCACCAAACAACUCUAUUCAGGUGAUGUGUUCCCAGAAGACUUUUCCAUCUUGGCCACAGUGAAGCCAAAGAAGGGCAGCCAGUCUUUCCUGUUGUCUGUGUACAAUGAGCAGGGCAUCCAGCAGCUGGGCCUGGAGGUCGGCCGCUCCCCUGUAUUCCUCUAUGAGGACCAAACAGGCAAACCCAGCCCUGAGGACUACCCGCUCUUCAGAGGAGUCAAUCUCGCCGAUGGAAAGUGGCAUCGGGUGGCCAUCAGUGUGCACAAACAGAGCAUCACUCUCAUUUUGGACUGUAAAAAGAAGACCACACAGAAACUGCUCCGAAGCCCCAACCCCAUUAUUGACACCAAAGGAAUUAUUGUGUUUGGAACUAGGAUACUUGAUGAAGAGGUUUUUGAGGGAGACAUUCAGCAGCUAAUGAUUGUAGCAGACCACCGUGCUGCCUAUGACUACUGUGAGCACUACAGCCCCGAUUGUGAAGUGGCGGUACCAGACCAGCCUCAGAACCAAGACCCCAACACAGAUGAUUACAACACAGAAGAAACAGAUGAUCCCUACUACUACGAAUAUCCCUACUAUGGAGAUGUGGAUGGCAAAGUUUAUGAAUCCACCACUGAUGCAGAGGAGCCAACCGCAGAUGCAAUUAAGGUGACUGAUUCCGACAGCGUGGUGACCAAAGUGGAGGAGGUUAUACGAGGCGGCUCUAGUAGCACCGGUGCUAAAGUAACCUCCUCCGGCUCGUCAUCGUCCGGUUCUUCUAGCAGCUCCUCAUCUUCAACCACGUCAACGACGGGAGACGACAACUAUGCGGAGGAAACCAGUCCCUACGACAGCUACGACAGUUACGACACCUACUACGACGAAUCUACACCCGCUCCAGAGAAGGACUCGACCCGCUUCACCAUCACCAACAUUGACAGCGGAGGGGACAUCGACUUGGGCGCUGGGUCAAAGGUCGCACUUGAAACAGAGAGCGUCGUGGGAGGCGGAGGAGGAACGUUCACCGUAACAACCAACAAGACAACAGCCGGAGGCGCCUAUGACGACUACGGUGGAUACGACUACGGCGACGGCUCUUACACGACGGGUGGAGGCGGCGGCUCUUCUGUCCACAUUGGAGGUGGAGGCGGCAGCAGUUCCACCAUCACUCUUGGAGGAGGUUCUACAGGCGGCAGUUCUGUCUCGGUUGGAGGUGGUUCCGUCUCAGUUGGAGGUGGCACCAUUUCCGUCGGGGGAGGCUCUGUGUCUGUAGGAAGUUCUUCUUCCACUGGGACGGGCUCAGCGAGUGCCGGCGCGGGAGCUGGUGGGUCUGUAGCCACGGGAACCGGAUUGGGAAUCGAUGGCGAGCUCGACUAUGAUAUUGAGAAAUUCAAGGAGGAGGACAUUAAUUAUUCUGAUAGCGAGCUGGAUGCAUAUGGUGCCUAUGAUGAUCUGGAUUAUGGACACAAAGAAAAAGAGCUCCCAGCUGAGACUGAUGAAUAUUAUGGACAGAUUGAUGGUGCCCGUGGUGAAAAGGGGCAGAAGGGUGAGCCCGCUGUCAUUGAGCCAGGAAUGCUGGUUGAAGGUCCACCAGGGCCUGAAGGACCAACAGGUCUCCCUGGACCCCCAGGUUCUUCUGGUUCUCCAGGCAGUCCUGGGGAUCCUGGAGAGAGGGGUGAUCCAGGUCGGCCUGGUCUUCCCGGGGCUGAUGGUUUACCAGGACCUCCGGGAACUGUCCUCAUGUUACCUUUCAGGUUCAGUGCUGGAGGUGACUCUGGACAAAAGGGACCUGCAAUGUCAGCUCAAGAAGCCCAGAUGCAAGCCAUAAUGCAGCAGGCCAGGCUGGCAAUGAGAGGCCCAACUGGUCCAAUGGGUUUAACGGGUCGUCCUGGUCCACUUGGACCUCCUGGUGUACCAGGUCUGAAGGGAGAGUCAGGAGAAGCCGGACCACAGGGACCCAGAGGACCCAUGGGCUCUCCAGGACCUCCUGGAAAACCAGGCCGAAGGGGUCGAUCUGGAGCUGAUGGUGCUAGAGGCAUGCCAGGACAGUCUGGACCAAAGGGGCUUGAUGGCCUGGCUGGGCUUCCUGGUGAAAAAGGACACAGAGGUGAACCAGGUCCUGCGGGGCCCCCUGGUGCACCUGGUGAGGAUGGAGAAAGGGGAGAUGAUGGAGAGAUCGGACCCAGGGGACUUCCUGGUGAACCAGGGCCCCGUGGUUUGCUGGGACCAAAAGGACCUCAAGGACCUUCUGGACCCCCUGGCGUGACUGGAUCAGAUGGACCACCUGGACCAAAAGGAAAUAUUGGCCCUCAGGGAGAACCAGGACCCCCGGGACAGCAGGGAAAUCCAGGUGCUCAGGGACUCCCAGGACCACAGGGAGCAAUCGGACCCCCGGGGAGAAGGUAGCGCGCUGCAGCUGGUCCCACAGGAAAACCAGGUCUACCAGGAAUGCCAGGAGCUGAUGGUCCACCAGGUCAUCCUGGAAAGGAAGGGCCUCCUGGAGAAAAGGGACACUUGGGUCCUUCUGGUCCUCAAGGUCCCAUCGGUUACCCUGGCCCUCGCGGUGUAAAGGGAGCUGAUGGUGUGCGAGGCCUAAAAGGAAACAAGGGUGAGAAAGGAGAAGACGGCUUCCCAGGAUUUAAAGGAGAUAUGGGCAUCAAGGGCGACAGGGGUGAACUUGGGCCAGCUGGACCGAGGGGAGAAGAUGGGCCUGAAGGUCCAAAGGGUCGUUCAGGUCUUCCAGGAGACCCAGGGCCACUUGGAGCAACUGGUGAGAAGGGUAAGCUUGGUGUUCCUGGGCUGCCUGGAUAUCCUGGAAGACAAGGACCAAAGGGAUCUCAAGGUUUCCAAGGCUUCCCUGGUGCCAAUGGGGAGAAAGGAACUCGAGGAACAGGAGGAAAGCCUGGCCCACGCGGACAGAGAGGACCAACGGGGGGCCUCGGGGAGAGAGGGCCAAGAGGACCAACAGGAAAAGCAGGACCAAAGGGUAACUCUGGAAAUGAUGGUCCACCAGGACCUCCUGGUGAGAGGGGUCUGCCUGGACCUCAAGGCCCAACAGGAUUCCCUGGCCCAAAAGGACCUCCUGGACCUCCAGGCAAAGAUGGACUUCCUGGACAUCCUGGGCAGAGAGGAGAGACUGGUUUCCAAGGAAAGACUGGCCCUCCUGGGCCACCAGGUGUGGUUGGACCUCAGGGGCCAACGGGUGAGACAGGGCAAAUGGGUGACCGGGGUCACCCUGGACCCCCUGGCCCUCCCGGUGAACAGGGUCUACCAGGAGCUGCUGGAAAAGAAGGUGCUAAGGGUGAUCCUGGUCCUGCUGGCCCUGCUGGUAAAGACGGACCUCCUGGGCCAAGAGGUUUCCCUGGAGAGAGAGGCCUGCCUGGUCCUGUGGGAGCUCAUGGACUGAAAGGAAAUGAAGGUCCUCAUGGCCCACCUGGCCCUGCAGGUUCUCCUGGUGAACGUGGUCCAGCUGGUCCUGCAGGACCUACUGGGCUUCCUGGACGUCCCGGCCCUCAGGGUCCACCAGGGCCCGCUGGAGAGAAGGGCGGACCGGGUGAAAAAGGACCUCGGCCAGCUGGAAGAGACGGUAUUCAGGGACCAGUAGGUCUUCCUGGACCUGGAGGUCCUCCUGGACCACCUGGGGAGGAUGGAGACAAGGAUUUUGCACACAUCGGCGGUCAACACAAGGAUCUGAUGAAGCCUACCGAGUAUCCAAGGAUGCCCAGCUCUCUGCGCCCACCAAACAACUCUAUUCAGCUCAGUGUUUCCCAACGAGGGUUACGGGAGCGUUUAGCAGGGGGGCACUUAGCGGCUUUCGGAUAUUUAGAAGAAGGUGAUGUGUUCCCAGAAGACUUUUCCAUCUUGGCCACAGUGAAGCCAAAGAAGGGCAGCCAGUCUUUCCUGUUGUCUGUGUACAAUGAGCAGGGCAUCCAGCAGCUGGGCCUGGAGGUCGGCCGCUCCCCUGUAUUCCUCUAUGAGGACCAAACAGGCAAACCCAGCCCUGAGGACUACCCGCUCUUCAGAGGAGUCAAUCUCGCCGAUGGAAAGUGGCAUCGGGUGGCCAUCAGUGUGCACAAACAGAGCAUCACUCUCAUUUUGGACUGUAAAAAGAAGACCACACAGAAACUGCUCCGAAGCCCCAACCCCAUUAUUGACACCAAAGGAAUUAUUGUGUUUGGAACUAGGAUACUUGAUGAAGAGGUUUUUGAGGUGGGAGGCACGGCCGACUCCGGAGAGUGA